This is a messenger RNA of Paramecium sonneborni, 1279 nucleotides long. The record is from the annotation of a GenBank genome assembly. Lineage: Eukaryota; Ciliophora; Oligohymenophorea; Peniculida; Parameciidae.
AUGUAUAAAUCCAAACGGACCCAAUAUGCAGGAUCAACUGCAAGCACUUUGGAUCUGUUACAAGCACAGGAUUGUCUCUUCUGUCAAUAAUGUCAAAAAUUUUGUUGUCUUAUUACAAGAGCUCUUUACAUCAAAUACUCAGCAAGCCAGAAUUAUUACUAUCAAAAAGACAUUAAUAUCAUACUUUUGCAAUAACGAUCUAAACAAUACACUACAUAUAAGGAAUGGACUUAUUAUGAUACUAAUGAAUAUUUAAAAAGAUUCUAUUCUUUAACUGAUACAAAACAAAAAACUAUUGUAUUAACUGAAUAUUAUAAAGUAAUUACUUUCAAAACUAUACUGAAUAGUUUCACCGAGAUAUACCACGUCUUUUCAUGUUACCUAUAGCUACUACAUUAACUAAAUACCACGAUAAACGUCGCAGAAUAGAAUAUAUCAGAAUAUCUAGGAUGCUAGGAGGACAUGUUGAUUAACCUACAGCAACAUAAAAUUCUAUUUAAACAGUAUUAAUUGAAUAUUCACACUAAUUUAGUCAUUGUAGAAUCUAUUAGGUUAGUUAAAUUUUACUAAACAAGAACAAUCUAACACAUUAAUUGAAAUAUAAAAAAAUUUAAAAGAAGCCAUAAACAAUUCCAAAAUUAUUUAAAAGGAGUUUGAUUCUCGAAAAUAUAAUCUGCCUUUAUAACUAAAAAAUUCAGAUUAUUACAACAAAUCAAAAUUGGAACAUAAAUCUGAUACAAAUUCUAGAUUAGAAUUUAAAGAAAAUUUCAAUGAUCUGUUCUUAAAAAAAAAAACUUUAAAAAAUUCAGCAAUCUAAACUUAAAGAGAAGUUUCACAGCCAAAAGUUUAUAGCACUGAAAAAAAUAACAAAUUAUAGGUGCAAUAGAUUCCACUUACGCAAAGAAAUGGAAAUAACACAAAAUAAUCCAUAUCUCCAAGGCCUACAACAUAAAGAUCAAUUAAACCAUAAAUUAUGCAAUUAUUAAAGCCUAAUCAUAAUAAUAAUAAUAAGCUAAAGGCUACCAAUAUUAUACUAGAAUGUUUAAUGAGAAAAUUAAACUUAGAUUAAAAAUCCCUUAAAUAAAAAUCGAAAUCUCCUAAUAAUCCAUCUAGUUAACAAGCUAAAAGAAAAAGAAGAGUAUUGAGCACAAAUUAAGAAACAACAAAAAUUGAUUUGAAUUAAUUAAAAUAAAAAUAAUCAUAGUUGCUGUAAAGUAAAUUUGAUUAAAAUUUCAUAAAUAAAGGAUAUAAAACAGGAAGAGCCUCAGCAAUGGCUUGA